This is a messenger RNA of Engraulis encrasicolus (European anchovy), 5590 nucleotides long. Its product is annotated as ankyrin repeat and SOCS box protein 2-like. Gene Ontology annotation, biological process: protein localization to T-tubule; regulation of cardiac muscle contraction. Gene Ontology annotation, cellular component: T-tubule. Gene Ontology annotation, molecular function: protein binding. Bases 2632 to 4710 code for a protein of 692 amino acids. Lineage: Eukaryota; Metazoa; Chordata; Actinopteri; Clupeiformes; Engraulidae. The record is from RefSeq and is a predicted model, not a curated record. The transcript is spliced from 10 exons.
AUGAAUUCUGGAAGUAAACAACUAAAAAUCUCACACAGUGUCCCUUUAAAAUUUAAACCAAAGAAGUGCUGCAAAACAUAAGUGAGAAGAAAUACAAAACAAUCAACUUCAGUCAGCCAAGUAUUCCAGAGCAGAACUUUUUUGUGAUGUCCUGAUUUUAUUUUAGACACUGGCCAAGACUUGCAACCAUUUUAUGGUCCACGCUGUGCCUAUUUUUUUAAAAUUGACUACAGGUUUUCGUGUUGACAUACACGAGUGGAGCUGCAGGUGUUAAACGCAUUCAAGUCCCAACUUUAGCCGAAAAACAAAGAUACAUUCAAAUUCCUGUCCCUCAAUCAACAAAAUGCAGCAAAGUUGUGCACAUACUAUAUACUGUGAUUGGGCAGCUACCCACACCCCAAAACCUGUUUGGUUAAAUUAACCAAUGGAGCGCUGAUAUUUUGUAAACAACAUGACAACUGGCUGAAGCUAGAGAUUUUGUCUUUUGUCUGUAAUGGUCUAAGUUGCACACUUCCACUUUAAAUUUAAUUAAAUGCCAGACUUGCAGAAAUGCGUUAAAAAAGGUUUUAGUCAUUACAACGUCUUUUACUGACAGAUGCAUACAAGGAAUUUUUUAUGUCAUUCCUCACCUUUCAGCUUCCCAACUUUUUUCACACUGAUCAAAAUGUCAAACGGUGUACUACAUAUUUUUAAAACAUAGAUGUAGUUCAGAAGGAGCCUGGGGAGUGAUUGACAGCUGCCUUACUUCUCCCACCUUCUCAGAGAUUUAAUACCUCCUGCUCAUUCACCUGUCUUGCGUGAGGAUUCUCAAACUGUUCCGCCUCCUCCCCUUCUUCCUCUGUUUUACUAGCGGUCCCACUCUACCAUCCCUUUUUUUACCAGAGGUGGGCAAAUUCAGGCUCGGGGGCCACAUGCUGCCCACUGAGCCAUUUCAUCUGGCUCGCAGAGCCUUUACUAGGCCGACAACACUCUUACAAUGAUGAGUGACCCAAGCCAGGUGUCUUGUGGGUUAUACAGGAGGGUAAAUUUUUCAGGAAUGAAAAGUUUUGCCUGCUACAUCUGGCCCUUCGACCAAGAUUCUAAACCCAAUGAGGUCCUUGGAUGUGGAUGUCAUGCUGCAUCAUCUCUUAAAGCAUCCUGCGACUGAGGCCAGCAACUCUGCAAAACAUGCUUUACUGUACAGCAAGCUUUCAAAGGGCAAACUAGUGAAGCAACCCUUUGUAUUCCUCCUGAAAAUGCAAGGACUCUAGCACUACUAAUGGCAAUAGGCGUAUACCCAAGUCGUAUGUGAAAGCCCACCUGGGAAGCUCCAACUCCCAUUGACAUUGCGACACAGCAUUCCACAGCACACAAGUGUUCACUGCACACUGCAUACAACAAAAUUGCAUUUUAUGCCUCACCCGUGCAAGGGGGCAGCCCCGAAUGGUGCCAGAAGGGAGCAGUGCGGUGGGACAGUAUCAUGCUCAGGGUACCUCAGUCAUGGAGGAGGAUGGGGGCUGAUGGGGGAGAGCAGUGGUUAAUAACUCCCCCCACCAACCUGGCGAGUCGGGAGUCGAACUGGCAACCAUUGGGUUAAAGGUCUGAUGCCCUAACCGCUUACCCAGACUGCCCAUUAAGAGUUGUGCAGGCUGCAUUGGCUGGGAAUUGAACCCGGUGGGGAUGCCACCAACUUGUAUCCAUUGGUUUUUGGAAACCUUAGACCCAUGUCAAAAACAGAAACUUGUCAAGAAGUGAACAAUUCUUAUACAAAUUCACAAAUUCCCUCCAGACUAUUCUCAAAGAUACAACAUCCCUAAUGCUUUCUUUUAGUGACAAUAUGCAGAUGACCACGCAUUAUGUAGCGCAAACCUUUAGACAUUCAUGAAGUUCAUGAGGUCCAAUGGUAUCAGAUCUCCCUUGCCUUUCUAAAAAAAACAUCUGUCACAAGUUUAUUAUGUGUCUCACUGUAGUGAUGGGACUUGAAUACAGGAGUCAGAUUUCUGAGUGUCUGACCAUGGCCAAAAUACGGUAGAACUGUAAAGAGCCACUGUGCAUUCAGGAUAUGAUUUAUGCUUGCUGGAUAUUGUAGAUCAGGGCCGGCCCAAGCCUUUAUGGGGCCCUAAGCAAAAUAUCAUCCGGGCCGCCCCCUCAUACCACCCCCUACUCAGCAUCAGAUGCUUCAUAAUCCUAUAACCAAAAAUAUGGCUCAUUGGCAGUAAGUGGCAGAUGAAAAAGCAAUGAAUGCCAAGUUCAUGGCUUCCUUGAUCUUUGCUGCUCAGAGGGGGACCCUGGUGGAUCGGGGGCCCUAACCCACCGCAUAGUUCGCUUAUGCCUCUGGCCGGCCCUGUUGUACAUGAUUAAAAUGAUAGCCCCCGUAUUUCUUGAUUUAACCCACAAUGGCCUUGCCAAGUGUAUCAAGUGUAUCAUCAGAAGUGGGCCUAAUGCCCUGGGUAUGGGGAAAAAAGGUCAUACUGUUUGGCUAUUAAACCUGGAAUCAAAACCACCCUCCUCAUCAUUUAAGGGCACAGAGACUCUCAUGUACACUGUCAGCAAGCAGGCUUAACAAAGGAAAGAAGACAAGUGCAAGGGUUUAAAAAGCAAUUGGUUGACUAAACUUUUUUUGGCACUGUUCUGCUUCUACUGAAGUUCAUCAUGGCUGCAGCAAGCCUUGCUAGGCGGGCGACUAUGCUUGACGUUGUGUAUGAAGACUACACUGCCUAUGGCCACUUGACUGAUGAUGAGCUACUGCAGAUGGCCAUUGACCGCAGUCUGUCUGAAGACCAACAAGGCCCCUCGGACUACGCUCAAGCAAGUUUCAUACCAGCAUCCGAGCCACCCAAAGAGGAAGACAUACCCACAGAAGCCAGGCAGGAGCAUGCAGCCGGACAGAAUGCUGCCCUGCAAACACAGAGAGCUGCAGCCGCUGGGAACCCAGAAGUCAAUCCUUCCAGGCACCAAAGGUUAAACAACAUAUACGAGUCUCCAGGCACCAAUGGGUUAAAAGAGCCUGACUACCCAUCCCACAGGUGUCCUCAUUUUGAUGCAGAAAAGGAGAUGCUACUGGAAUGGAGAAUACGACAUGGAGGUCUACAAGAAGCUGAAAAAAUCGCUGUGGAUAUACCGUCCUUAAGUUCAGCAAUCUGGAAGAAUGAUGUCGAAAGAGUCAAACAAAUAUUAAUGACAGAACCUGCCGAGACUCUGAACAAACCAAAUGCAGAGGGCUGGAUACAUUUGCACGAGGCUGCUUACAACAAUUGUGUGGAUUGUUUAAAGUUGCUUUUAAGAGCCUUUCCACAUCUAGUCAACAAGCGCGAUGACCUGGACCAGACGCCUCUUAUAAAGGCUGUUGGUGAGAAAGCCAUCACCUCUGUCAACGUUCUCCUUUGUGCCGGAGGAGAUCCAAACAUAGCCAACGAAUUAGGGGAGACAGCAGUCUAUAAAGCUUGUGAGAAGGGCUCUGAGGAGAUACUUGAUGCUCUUUUAAAAGCUGGCGGGAACGCUGCCAGGGCAACCAUUAACAGAGUCUCACCUUUACAUGAGGCAGUGAAAAGCAAUAACCUCAAAAUGUGUAAGAUGUUGGUAAAGGCUGGAGCAGAGUUGGGGAUUAAGAAUACAUAUGGACUUGAGCCGCUCUUCGCAGCCGCUCAGUGCGGAUUCAUGGAGGGACUGAAAUACUUUAUCAAACUUGGUGGAAAUGUCAACACGCAGGCUAACGAUGGGGCAACAGCUUUGUAUGAAGCAUCUAAAAAUGGCCAUGAGGAGUGUGUAAAGCUACUGCUAUCUGAGAAGGCAAAUGCAAACCAAAGAAGCAAAUCGGGCUUAACUCCUCUACAUGUUGCGUCAAAGAAUGGACAUGUUAAUGUGGUUUUGCAACUGAUUCCUCAAACCAGCAGAACUAAGAUAAAGCUCAGCAGCAUCAGCCCACUGCAUCUCGCAGCCGAAUGCAACCAAGACGAGGUCCUGGAGAUUCUCAUCCGAGAAGGCUUUGACGUCAACCAACAGCUGUCUCCCGAACACUCAAAGAUGUACGAGGACCGUCGCACCACGGCACUGUACUUCGCUGUGCGGGGAGGCAAUGUGGAGGCUGCCUCCAUGUUGCUCGAGGCCGGCGCAGACCCAAACCUGGACCUCUUCAACCCUCUCCUGAUCGCCGUGAGAAAAGGCAACGUGGAGAUGGCGUCUCUGCUGAUUGAACAUGGUGGAAAUGUAAACGCUUCCAUGCCAACGCAACCGACUACCUUCCCGGCUGCUAUGCUCUUCUGCAUAAAGCACAGAAGAAUGUCUCAGACACUGCUGGACAACGGGCUGGAUGCUGACGCCUGCUUUGACUGUGUCUAUGGGAACAACACGCAUCCUCCAGUUAAGACAAACCGCUCCUCUAGGGAUGAUCCGUACCUGCGUGGGCUGGCAGUGCCUCUUGGUUCAACAGCACAGUUUUGUGAGGUGAUGGCGGAUCCUGUCAACUUGCCUUGGCUGGGAACGAUAAUCGAUAUGCUCUUAGAUUACACUGGUCACGUGAAACUCUGUUCAAGACUCUCAAACCUCCUGGACAACAUCAGUGAUGGCCAGUACAUCAAGGAUAAAGCAAAUCCACCGCUCGCCCUUCUACAACUGUGCCGCCUACAUGUCCGCAAGCUAGUGGGACAAAAGCGACUGAGGCAAAUGGUCUCCCUGCCUCUGCCCGAACGUCUCAUCAGACUGCUGUUUUACAACAAUUCAGAGUGGGAGUGAAGCUGUUUUUAAUAGUCUGUAUAUUUGUCUGGUUUGGAGGAGUGCAGCUACAUGAAGCAGUUGUUUUUGAAUGCCUCACAUUUGCCAUGUAUGUAGAAUACUAUAGAGCUCGCAAGUGGGCGAUGUCACGUUGUAUGCGGCGGAUUAGCAUUUUAACUGCAUCCGGUUUGUAAAGAAAUUCCCACAAUACCAGCCAUAGGGAUAUUGCCUGGCUCUUGCCCGACCUGUAGUUCCGCACAGCUUUGUGAGCUCCACUACUAGGUCUGGGAGCAUGUAGCAGGAUUCCAUUUCUACAGUCAAAAAAAAAUCGCAGCAUUUAUUGCUUCAAUAUCAACAAAUUCUUUCAAAACCAUUUUCUGUUGAUCUCUAAAGCGUCAAUAUGGUCUAUAAUAUGACCUGUGACUCCUCAAUGUGAGCUGCCAGUGAUAUUGAAGUGAUAAAUGCUCGGCAUUAUUUUUUGAGUCCAGAAAUUGAACCCUGCCACAUGCUCCCAGACCGAUGUGUGUGUUUGGAGUGCCACCAGGGGGCUCCAGAGCACACACACGGAGGUCUGGUAGGAACCAGGCUAAUAGGGAUACUCAUUGAACAAAAGUACAAGGCGUUAACAACCGGCAAUCACGUGUGCCUGCAUUCUUUUUUUAUUAACAAGAGGUACAACAAUACCAGAAAGGAAACAUAACUAUAAGAAAAUAAUGUUGCUAUCCCCUAAUCGGGAAUUUUUGAGAACUACAUCUCACAUCUCGCUUGAGCUCAAACCAGUUCCUGCUGCAAGAACUAGUCAAGUAAGCAGACUUCAGCUCGAUGGUAAGUUUUGAAAUUAAACCAAGGCAAUCAGACUUAAUGCAGUUAUGGCAUUCUUUGACUUUUAUCAAAAUAGUGU